AGGUGUGCGCUCGUGUAUUUUGUGUUCGUUAUGUUUUAUCAUAUUCCUUGUGCCAACAUGGAGAAGAGAGUAAAUUGGAAAUUAGUUAGUUCACAUAUAUGAAAAAACUUGUAAAACAAUUAUUUUACCGUGUUUCCAGACGUGUCUACAAUUCAUUCUUGGAGCUUUGACCAUUGUUUCAGGCAUGUAGGUACAGAAACAUUGAACAACUUCCAAGAUGGCGCGGUACAGGUCAAGGACUCGACCUUUCAACGUCCUACAGACUCCGGAGUCAUCUAAGAAAGAGAGGGAAGACUCGGGAAUACACCUGGAUGAACCCAGUUCUCCUGAAUCGAAACACGUGCCACAUGACGACCUGGUUGCUAUGAGACAUGGGGUGACAAUCACGAAAAUUCCAAAACAGAGCAUUGAGGAAAAUAACACAGCCGGCAUUGUACGUGUUCCACGAAGAUACAAAACAUCGUCAGAAAUUCCAGAAUGCAGAAAAACAUCAUCAGGAAUUCCUGAACGCAGAAAUUCAAAAGAUGUGCCCAACGAGAUUAAUUUAAAAAACAUAGUUGACCAGACUCAGCAAUUAAAUUUAUGCAAAAGUCAUAACAUCAUUGAUAGAAAUACAUGCAAAAAUGUGACUGAUAGUGAAAAUUCAAAUAGGCCUAGUGUAACAGUCAAGGUCACACUAGACUUGGAUGACGAUGAGGGUUUAGACAUCGUGGAUAGUAACUCUGACAUAGCUAAGGGGGAGACUACUCAUGCAGACAGAUUACAUGUGGAAAGUGACGAAAGUAGCAGCGAGGAGGAAACUUCGGAUAGUGAUACAGCAAUUAUAGAAGAAAUUGUGAACGAAACAAAUGACGUUGUAGAUGGUAACCUACAGAGUACAGGAAAUCCGAAAAAAUCUCAUCACGAAAAAGAUUCCAAAAAACGAAAAUUCCGGGACUUGUUACCAGCAUUGCGACGAAGCCAAAGUGUAGGUUGCGAGAGUGAAUUUCCGCCCGAGCAUGCCCUCUUCAUGCAAAAUUUCCCCAGGGCAAAGGAUCGCAAGGAUUAUGUUGAUAAAGACGAGACGACCCGACGGAUGGUCCACAAGACGUGUAGCGCAGACGCAGCUAUGAUGUCAUCAGAGGUUCUUCCAUUGGAUCCACACGAGAUUGUUCGGUCAAAACAGAAAUCCUCAAUAGCAAGAAAUGUCCGUAAGAAGCUUCAGAAGUUAAAGCGUCGAAACACCGACUCACUUUUAGGUGCCGUGAUCAUGACAGUGCGUGGAACGAACCAAGUCACGCAGGCGGAUGCAGUCGAGUGGGGCAACUCAUUUGAGUCACUCCUGAUGGAUAAAAAUGGUAUAGAAAUGUUCCGAAAUUUCCUCAAGUCCGAAUUCAGCGAAGAAAACAUUGAAUUCUGGAUUGCUUGCGAGGACUUUAAAACGAUAAGAACAAACAGAUUGGUGACUCGAGCACAGAAAAUAUACAGUGACUUCAUUGCCAUAAAGGCUCCAAAGCAGGUUAACCUAGAUUCGAAGACUCGACUAGAUGCAGUGACAGGUCUUGAAAAUCCAACGCGCGACAUGUUCAAACAGGCUCAAAAGCGUAUCCAGUAUUUGAUGGAGAAUGACUCCUACAAGAGAUUCCUUGAGUCUGAAGGCUAUAGACAACUCAUAGGCAAACAUUCACCAUCAUUGCAUAGCAGUAGAUGAAAUAACUGUAGAUUGGCAGGAUGUUUGUUAUUAAUGCUAACAUUUCAUGGAAAUUAUUAAUCACUUUGACUGCCAUUCAUCAAUACUGCAUAAUAUGUUAGCUGCGUUCUGAGAAAACUGGGCUUAAUGCAUGUGCGUAAAGAGUCAUCCCAGAUUAGCCUGUGCAAUCCAGGCUAACAUGGGACGAUACUUUCCGCAUACACUGGAUAAUUGCUUAGAAGAGACUUCUUUUAAACAAAUAAUAGAAUAAAAACCGAAAGUGUUAUCCCUUAUAACAUUGUGCAGACUGCACAGGCUAAUCUUGGACGACACUUUACGCUCAUGCAUUAGUCCGGUAUUCCCAGAACAAGGCUCAUAUGUUGAUGAAGUAACUGACAAAUGGAAGUGGAACUAAUAUUUCAUAGAAAUUAUGAAAAUCUUUAAUCAAACAGCCAAAUAUAUUGCAUAGAAAAUAUACAUAUACCAGUGGAUAAAAAAGUCAGCAUGGCAAAUGUUGUAAGCAAGCAUCCAACAGAGGGGUUAAUCACGUGAUAGUAAAGGCGACCACGCCCUUGCUGAGGCAGGUAUUUUUGCUGUUUUAUACCAUUUAUUACUUGUAUUAAUGCCGCUCACUUUCCAGCCAUGUCUGCAAGAAAGUUACUUGCGUUUAAUUUCCUAUUAAUAUUCGCUCUUUAUCGCGACUUUACUCACUGCGAAAUUUCUUAGCGAAAUGACCUAAAUAGAGCUCCACGAAGAAAAUUUGCAUGGUGUAAAGUCGAUAUAAAUAGCAAAUUUUAAUAGGAAAUGAACGCUUAUUAAUUUUCUCUGAUAUUGGUGGAAAGUGUCAUUUUAAAAUUUAAAAAAAGAAAUAAAGGGUAUACAAUGGCAAAAAAUAACUGUCUCAUCAUUGACGUCGCCAUCUUGAUUAUCAUGUGAUAACCCCCUCUGAUUCCAGAGGGCCCUUAUUAACUUAACUCCAUAGAGAAAUCUUAGCUUGUACGUUACUGAAAGUUUCUCGUCAAAUUUGCUAUUUAAAAUCCAAAUCUUUCUGCACAUACAAUUACACAAUAUUUUUUUGUUAUUAAUAUUUACAAAUUAAAACAUGUAUUUAUAAAAAUAGACAUCUACUUAAUACACGUAUAGCCAGUUAUGUAAUAAAUGUUAUUCAUUUGGAGGUAUUUUCCUUAGUUUUACCUGUGGAGCUUGGUUCAUAUGGGCUUUAAAAAAACUGGAAAGAGGUGUUUUGGUGCUCUUUUCAUGCAAUUGCAAAUUUAUAUGCAAAUAUUCACCAUUAUUGCCUAUCCAAAGAUUACAGUUACUGACAUUAAGUUUGUAAGAGAUAUUUUGGAGAGGUGCAUCAUCUGUUUUAUUUUUAUUUAAAAAUGUGUUUUAUUAUUGUUUAGUUUUAUAUAAAAGUUUACACGAGAUUUGGAAACAAAGAUAAUUUGUGCUAAUUGAUUAUUAAUUGAUGUGUUUGAUGCCUUGCUCAUGAUCACAUUUUUUUCCAAACAGAGUUUACUCAGUAAAACCACAUUUAGUGUUAGUUUAAACCUAUUCAUUUUAGCUCGAUUGCAUCGAAAGCCCAAGGCUUAUAUAAACGUUCUCGAGUCUGUUUCCUGGGCCUAGAACCAGUACUUGGUGUCUUUGGGGGAGAUCUAAAGAAUGCUCCAACGGUGGGGAUGGAACCCAUGACCUCCCGGUCACUAGGCGGACACCAUAUCUAUUACACCACAGUGACCUAUAGAACCACAUUAUUUUGAUCAGUUAAACAUAAAAAAUAUCAAAUGUCUCGAGAAACACCAUAAAAUGUUUAUAAACUUAAUUAUGUUUACUAGAAAUCAUCAUGAAUGUUUUCAUGUUUAAAAUAUAUGUACAGCUUAAAACUUCUUAUCCGUAAUUUGAGAUCUAUGCCAGCUACUGUGUACUAUAUUGGAUUAGAUUUGUGUGCAAAUACUUUUGAUGCCCCCUUUGAAGAAGAGGGGGGUAUAUGUUUUGCACAUGUCGGUUGGUCGGUCCGUCGGUCGGUCCGUCCACCAGAUGGUUUCCGGAUGAUAACUCAAGAACGCUUAGGCCUAGGAUCAUGAAACUUCAUAGGUACAUUGAUCAUGAUUUGCAGAUGACCCCUAUUGAUUUUCAUGUCACUAGGUCAAAGGUCAAGGUCACAGCGACUCGAAAUAGUAAAAUAGUUUCCGGAUGAUAACCAAGAACGCUUAGGCCUAGGAUCGUGAAACUUCAUAGGUAUAUUGAUCAUGACUGGCAGAUGACCCCUAUUGAUUUUCAGGUCACUAGGUAAAAGGUCAAGGUCACAGUGACUCGAAAUAGUAAAAUGGUUUCCGGAUGAUAACUCAAGAAUGCUUACACCUAGGAUCAUGAAACUUCAUAGGAACAUUGAUCAUAACUGGCAGAUGACCCUUAUUAAUUUUCAGGUCACUAGGUCAAAGGUCAAGGUCACAGUGACUCGAAACAGUAAAAUGGUUUCCGGAUAAAACUCAAGAAUGCUUGCGCCUAGGAUCAUGAAACUUUAUAGGUACAUUGAUCAUGACUGGCAGAUGACCCCUAUUGAUUUUCAGGUCACUAGGUCAAAAGUCAAGGUCACAGUGACUCGAAAUAGUAAACCGGUUUCCGGAUUAUAACUCAAGAAAGCUUACGCCUAGGAUCAUGAAACUUCAUAGGUACAUUGAUUAUGACUGGCAGAUGACCCCUAUUAAUGUUCAGGUCACUAGAUCAAAGGUCAAGGUCACAGUGACUCAAAACAGUAAAAUGGUUUCCUGAUGAUAACUCAAAAAUAAUUAGGCCUAGGAUCAUGAAAAUUCUUAGGUACAUUGAUCAUGACUGGCAGAUGACCCCUUUUGAUUUUCAGGUCACUAGGUCAAGGUCACCAUGACAAAAAACGUAUUCACACAAUGGCUGCCACUACAACUGACAGCCCAUAUGGGGGGCAUGCACUUUUUACAAAAAGCCCUUGUUUUUUUUCAAUUCUAGCCAAAUUUUGGAAUGGGAGGUAUUGAUAAGUUACACUCCUUCAGCAAAUUAUAGGAGUUGUACUGUAUUCACCAUGACUGACCUCUGUGUGUCUGUCUGUAAUAUAUUUGUUAUAUGAUAAAUCCUGAAAUUAUAGAUGAUGUUGAAACUUAUCAUAAAACGUAAUAUCAUCUUCAUUAUUUAAGAGGUCCUUUUCUUUGCGUUUGCAAUUUAAUCGUUAUUUCAAUUUUCUUGUAGCUAACGAAAUUUAAUCGUUAUUUCAAUUUUAUUGUAUCAAAUGAGUGUAUUUAUUUGAAACUAAAUAACUUGCCAGAAAUAUUUUUUAACCAGAGUGUCAAAUUUUGGUCUUAAAUUUUCUUCUUAUAAGUGAAGCAAUUCAGAGAUUUAUAAACUUAUUCCAUUUAAUUCCCAUUUGUAUAAUGUUACAAUUAACAAUAUUUAUGUUUACUUUUUAUUCAAUUAAAGCCUGGAUCAGCCUGCCCUUUUCUAAUUACUUGCAUUUUAAUAGGAUUGUGUAAAAUGAAUCUCAUAAAUCACACUUUUUUUUGACAAUUCUACAUUGGCUAUGAAUUAUUUAUAGUUUCUUGUCUUGCCAUUAAUUGCUUUAUCACGACAUGUGAUACAUUUUUAUUCAUCUACUAUCAAAGAAAAAGAUCGUAAGUGUGUCCAUCAGCUGAUAAGAUGAUUGGCUUUCAGUUUUGUCCACUUAUUUUAAACUCCCGAUUGCAUGACAGUAUGCGUAUUGUGCGAGAAUGUUAUUUCGUGUUUAUUCGUAUGCAAAUGUGAAGGAUAAUUGUAAAUAGCUAUGUUAUAUUCUUCGUUAUCAUUGGUGUAUGUUUGGUGUAUUCUGUGCAAUAAUCUUGUUAUUUUGGUUU
This is a messenger RNA of Dreissena polymorpha, 5526 nucleotides long. RefSeq names its product regulator of G-protein signaling 3-like. Bases 218 to 1690 code for a protein of 490 amino acids. NCBI's taxonomy places the organism in Eukaryota, Metazoa, Mollusca, Bivalvia, Myida, Dreissenidae. The record is from RefSeq and is a predicted model, not a curated record. Gene Ontology annotation, molecular function: GTPase activator activity. The transcript has 7 exons.